UGCUAAAGUCCAGCAGCCGUUUGAGCCGCGACCACACCCUCCCCGCUUCCUCAUAGUAGUGAAGCGCAGCAGCGGCGGCGGCAGCAGCAGCGGGAAUAACGGCAGCUUUUCCUUCUCUCAGCUGCGUGGACGGACGGCGUCGUGAGCCGCGGUGGUGGGAGCCGGAGAGAGAACGACUGAAAUGUUGACGGGCCACCGGCCGGUAUGGAUGUGAGAGGCGGCUCCACGCAGAGGACAUGCGGGGCCACACGGCACUCUCCGCUCCCGAGUUAAGACGCGGCGGAGGCGGCGGUGAAGGAGGAGGAGGCGGCGGCGGCGGUGAAAGAGGAGUACGGACACACGGACGAUGCAUAUGGAGUCGAGGCGACUGCUAGCUACUAACCCAGGGCUGUGUUUGAAAAAGAAGAGAUUCAAAGUGGAUUAAAGGGCUUUUUUGUUUUUUAAUUAUUAUUGUUUUAUUUUGAACUGUAGCCCUGACGGUGGAUUUUAUUCGGGAGAACUUAUGAAAUAAUGGUGCUGGAGCAGCAGGGCCGUCACCAGGAUGAAGUGACUGAGGGGGGCAACUUUUUUUAAUGAAGUAAAAUCAAUUAAUGUAACAACAGCACAGAUUCCGAAGAGGCAAACAAUAACACAAGACUACUCUUUCCAGGGUAAAUAUACAUGAAUUGGAGUAUUGGCGACUUUUAAAAGACUAAAUAUUUUACAUUUAAUCUACGAUUUCCAGUCUAAAUUAGCCGGGGGAGGCACAUACAAUCGACUCCACUCUGGUUUAGUACAACAGUGUGGUCCCUUUGUCGUAACAUAUCUCGAUAGCGUUUUAUUGACGCACAAAGCUUAAAGAGAGGGGGCAAAAAACUGCAACUGAGGCGCCUACGCCUCCUAGUGGUGCUGAAGGGAAACACAGAAACACUUUUCCACUAUUGGGACGAGCUGCACGGGUGUUGCCCCGCGUGGAAGCAGCAUGAGUUCUACACCAGCACGGUCAAACUCUGUGGGAACAAUCUGGACGAGAUCAAGGUGCUGUGUCAGGCUGGACCCAAAAUGAUAUCCCAUUGAUUAUAGUGGGGGGAAAAAACUGAAAGACUCUUACCUCCAAGUGAGGUGCAGUUUUCCUUGCAGAUGUAAUGUGUUUGAAAAGAAAAGGGCCUUCUGACAUUGUUUUCAUUUCUUCUCAAUCUGCACUUUGCCUUGUUUUACGAGGCACCCUGGUGGCACUGCAGCUUGUGUGAUUUUUUUAUUUUAAAGCAACAAAAACCUGUGAAUCUGUUCCAUAAAACCUGGGACUAGAAUGAGGAUAUUGACUUUCUUUUUUAUAUAUAUAUGUAAAUAUAUAUAUAUAUAUAUAUAUAUAUAUGAAUAAUAACAAAAAAUAUUUUCAGGGCAUUUAAAUUUAUUUAGCAUCAAGAUAAAAGAAAUCAUAUAACUUCUAACACUGAUUAUUCAGAAGUUGUGGGGAUUAUUGAUUGGCCGUGUUGCGUCGUAAUUACAAAUAGCUAGCAUUUAAAGGUGAACAAGAUUAUAUUAUAUUGAAGAGACACAUUCAUCGACAGUGGGGAUGUUAUUGAAACACGUACAGUAAUUGACUUGUUUACAUUGAGAAUACAUGCCCUGUGUGUCGGCUUAUAAACGAUGUAUAGUCGGUGAUCUAUACUCUGAAGGAAUUUAAGGAAGACUGUUCGGCCAGUUGUUCAAGGAGUUUGUAAAAGAAAAAGAAGUGAGGUGAAGUUUACCUUGGAAAUAUGUCUUAAACACUUCAGUGUGGUGUGCAACAGAAACUUUAAAUAAGUGAAUCCCUCCAGAAGAGCAUUUUGUCCGCCCCCACCGCCCCUCCACACUCACACACACCCCUCUCCUUAUUAUGGCUAGUGGUGGUUCUGGGAAAUCAGCUAGCGAGGGAUCAACCAGCACACCCACUGGCAGUCUGCAGCAGAGGAAACGUCUCUCUUCCAUCUGUGACACAUGCAAGGGCAAGAUGCAGCUGGUGGCCGACCUCCUCCUGCUGGCCAGUGAGACCCGGCCGGUCAUGACAACCGAGGGCGUGGCCGUGGCCGACACGUUCGACCAGUGCCGCGACACGGUCAUCGCCAGGACUAAAGAGCUCUCCAUUCUCACCCACGACAUCCAGAGCCAGCUCAACAUGGGCCGCUUCACCGAGGUUGGGGACCGCCUCUUGGAGAUGGCCGACCUUGUGGUGUCAUUGACCGAGUGCUCCGCCCACGCCGCUUACCUGGCAGCCGCGGAGACCCCCGGCUCUCAGCCCUGCCUGCCAGGUCUGGUGGACCGAUACAAAGUGACCCGCUGUCGGCAUGAGGUGGACCAGAGUUGCAACGUCCUUCGAAUCACCCCCCUGCCGGACCUCACCCCGCAGCUCCUCCUCGAGCUCUCUCAAAACAUCUCCGUCAACCUCAAGACUCUCACGGACAUCUCGUCGCUGGCCAGCGAGAGGUCCAGGGACCGCUUUGCGAAAGAGCAGUUCAAGUUGAGUGUGAAGAGCAUAAGCACGAGCGGCACGGCCUUCCUGGCGUGCGUCAAGGAGGUGAAAACCCAGCCCAGCGAGCUGACCAGGAACCGCUGCGUCCUUUUCAGCGCCGCUCUGGUCCAGGCUGUCAGCGCCCUGGUCGGUUUCGCCACAGAGCCUCAGUUUCUCGGAAGAGCUGCGAGUAUCUCCACUGAAGGGAAGGGGGUACAGACUGCAGUUUUAGGGGGGGCCAUGAGUGUGGUGUCAGCCUGUGUCCUCCUCACUCAGGGCCUCAGGGAUGUUGCCCAGCAUCCUGAGAGCAGUUCCAAAAUGGCCGACUACCGGGAGCGUCUGCGCAACUCGGCGUGCGCCGUGUCCGACGGCUGCACUCUGCUCACUCAGGCACUCAGAGAACGCUCAUCUCCGAGGACUCUGCCGCCAGUCAACUCUCAUUCUGUGAAUUAGCUUAGGACGAGGCGACACCAUGUCCAGUCCCCUCUGUCCUGUCCUGACGUACCAAAGAGACUCAGCUGGGUCGUCCCUGUUCAUCAGGUUUGAGUCAGAGUAACAUCCGAUGAAAGCCGCGGCUCUGCAUCAGGUUCAAAGUGUGUCGGAAUACAAAAGAAGCCCCCAACCUCUGCGCGGUUCUGUGUCGCGCUGGAUGCGACUCGGACUGUGUCGUCGCCACGGGACGACUCGACCUGCUCCACCUGACCCCGGCAUCACCUGAAGGCCCGCUCGCAUCAACAGACGGCAAACCUGAAACGUUUACCUCAGUUUUCAGCUCCGGUGAAAACACCAGCCUUGAUGAUGGAUGUAGCCUCGCUGUGUGAACCUAUGGUUGGCUGACCUGCUCAGUUUCAUGUGCUUUGUGAGAUUGGAAAGAGUGAUACGAGUGUCUCCAUGUUUUCUUUCUUUUUCUUUUUUUUGUUUUCAACGUGUGAAUUCUGAAUUGGUUAAAAGCUGCUGUGAGUGUGUGCCAUAGGUUUUACACUAUUUACCAGACGUCGCAUAGUAUUUUAAAGUGUUUUGAUCAUGCAUGUAAUGGAGUAUUUAUUUCAACUAUUAAAAUUGUUUCUGGUA
Molecule: messenger RNA, 3541 nt
Organism: Solea senegalensis (Senegalese sole)
Lineage: Eukaryota; Metazoa; Chordata; Actinopteri; Pleuronectiformes; Soleidae
Gene: tlnrd1
Product: talin rod domain containing 1
Exons: 1
Coding region: 1859-2923 (354 amino acids)
Molecular function (GO): actin binding
Source: RefSeq, a predicted model, not a curated record